GAGCGACCUUUCCGACGAGGGUGGCCGCCCUCCCGAUCCCGCCGAUAUCAGGAUCACGGCAACCGUCAAACCUCACCAGAUCGAAGGAGUUUCUUGGCUCAUCCGCCGCUACCAUCUCGGCGUCAACGUCAUCCUAGGCGACGAGGUCAGGUUCUUUGAACUAACAAGAAGCAAUUGAAAUCCUUAUAGUUGCUCAUGUGUCGGUAUAUUUUGAUCGUUGGGAACUUUAUUGUCUUGAGAAAGCGAAUUAGUGGAGCUUAGGGCAUGUUUGCGGAAUUAAUGUGCCCCUUGUGUAUGGGCCUGGGAAAGACUCUGCAAGCUAUUUCUUUCUUGAGCUAUCUGAAGAUUCAGUCACUAUCAUGUGGACCCUUCUUGGUAUUGUGUCCGUUAAGCGUCACAGAUGGUUGGAUAUCAGAGUUUACCAAAUUUUGUCCUACUUUAAGGGUUCUCCUUUAUGUUGGUGAGAAAAAGUAUCGUCUCGGACUUCGAAGGAUGAUGUAUGAGAAUCUGCAAAGGAAGUCUUCGUUCCUUGAUGAUUUACCUUUUGAUGUGUUGUUGACAACGUAUGAUAUAGCUUUGUUGGAUCAGAAUUUUCUUUCUCAAAUUCCUUGGCAUCAUGUUGUGAUUGAUGAAGCACAACGGCUGAAAAAUCCUUACAGUGUUUUAUAUAAUGUGCUUGAGCAAAAAUUUAUCAUGCCUAGACGUUUGUUGUUAACGGGCACACCUAUUCAAAACAACCUUACAGAGCUAUGGGCCUUGAUGCACUUUUGUAUGCCUUCUGUUUUCGGGACAUUGGAACAAUUUAUUUCCACAUUUAAGGAGGCUGGAAUUUCAUCUAAAGGGUCUGAAUCAGAUAGGGUAAAGAGGCAAUUUGGAAUUCUCAGAUAUAUAUUGAGAGCGUUUAUGCUCCGGAGAACAAAAGCAGUGCUUAUUGAGAGGGGAACUUUGACUCUGCCGCCUCUUACUGAGAUUACAGUGAUGGCACCUUUGAUGCCUUUGCAGAGGAAGGUGUACAUGUCGAUAUUGAGAAAGGAGCUUCAAACACUACUGUCAAUUUCGUUGGGAAGUACUAGCAAUCAGUCCUUGCGGAAUAUUGUAAUACAACUUCGAAAAGCAUGUAGCCAUCCUUAUCUCUUUACUGGUAUGGAACCUGAGCCAUAUGAAGAAGGGGAGCAUCUGGUUCAGGCUAGCGGGAAGCUUAUUAUUCUGGACCUGCUGCUCCAAAAACUCUAUGCAGCAGGACACCGAGUUUUGUUAUUUGCUCAGAUGACUCGUACACUCGACAUUCUACAGGACUUCCUGGAAUUGCGUGAAUACACUUAUGAACGGCUUGACGGAUCUGUACGUGCUGAGGAGAGAUUUUCUGCAAUAAGAAGCUUCAGUAAACAACCAGUCAAAGGUGAUGUGAUUCAUCAAGAUAAACAAGAUGUUGCUUUCGUUUUUAUGAUCUCAACUAGAGCUGGAGGAGUUGGUCUCAAUCUCAUCGCUGCAGAUACCGUAAUCUUUUACGAGCAAGACUGGAAUCCUCAAGUAGACAAGCAAGCCUUGCAGCGUUCUCACCGCAUUGGCCAAAUGAACCAUGUGUUAUCCAUAAAUUUGGUAACAGAACACACCAUCGAAGAGGCAAUCAUGAGAAGAGCAGAGAAAAAACUUUGGCUAAGCAACAAUGUUGUUCAUCAAGAAGAAGAAACAUAUGCAGCAGGAAAGGAUGUUGGAACUGAUACUGGUGACAUGCGGUCACUCAUUAUUGGCUUACAAUUAUUUGAUCCCAUGGAUGUCAACAAAGACUCCAUUGAUGCGGAUAAUAUGGUGGAACUCAAUGAAAUGACUGAUAAAGUGGUUGAAAUCCGUAAUCAUGAAACAUCAGAUAAGGAUGUCCGAAGAUUCAAAAUUAAUAAAAAAGAUAUGUUGGAAAGCGGUGACAUGUUUGCAAAAUCUUAUGGAUCUGCUACUUUUGAUCCUAGAGUUGAUGAGGCUUCAUAUUUGUCCUGGCUGCAGAAGUUUAAAGAGGCUUCAUUGUCUGGAGAGGCUUCCUAUUUGGAGCAGGGAAAGAGAAGACAUCUGUCAGAAGAAUAUCAACGAAAACGUGAAGCUGAGAAGAAAAAGGCAGAGGAGAAACAGUUAGCAAAGUGGGAAGCUCUUGGUUACCAGACAUUAGCUAUUAAGGAGCCGGAUCUCAUAGUGGAGAAUAGUGUUCUGUCUGAUUUGGGUUCUGUCCAGUUUGUGUACGGAGAUUGCACUAAACCAUCAAAAGUUUUCCCAUCAGAGCCUGCUAUAAUUUUUAGUUGCAUUGAUAACUCUGGAAGAUGGGGACAUGGCGGAAUGUUUGAUGCUCUAGCUAGUCUUUCAACAUGUGUCCCAGAUGCCUACCACCAUGCUUUUGAAUGUGAUGAUCUUCAUAUGGGGGAUUUGCACUUAGUGAAGUUAAAUGUUUCCUGUGGUGAUGAAAGCAUUGUACAAAAUUCUCCUCUAUGGGUUGCACUUGCUGUUGUGCAAUCAUAUAAUCCUCGACGUAAAAUUCCAAGAAGUAAUAUCUCUAUGGUUGAUCUGGAACGAUGUUUGUCGAAGGCAUCCUUCGCAGCUGCUCAAAAUUCUGCUUCCAUUCAUAUGCCACGGAUUGGCUACCAAGAUGGAUCACAACGCUCAGAGUGGUACACAGUGGAACGCCUCCUAUGGAAAUAUGCAUCAAUCCAUGGCAUCACUAUAUAUGUUUCAUAUGCAGGUACUAUUAUCGGCAUCCAUCCAGAGAGCAAUAAGAGCUGAUAUUUUCAAGUUCUGCUAUGUAAAUUAUUUAUGAUGUGUUUUAUAUAGAAGAAGCUUUGCGCCAUGAACAACUACCUAUAUUAAGAUUUAUGUUGAUGGACAUGGAACUGAUAAAAAUAGAUGCUGAAACUCUCUUUGUGAGGUGUUAGAA
This is a messenger RNA of Musa acuminata AAA Group (dessert banana), 2914 nucleotides long. RefSeq names its product probable helicase CHR10. The record is from RefSeq and is a predicted model, not a curated record. The transcript is spliced from 17 exons. Gene Ontology annotation, molecular function: ATP-dependent chromatin remodeler activity; ATP binding; DNA helicase activity. NCBI's taxonomy places the organism in Eukaryota, Viridiplantae, Streptophyta, Magnoliopsida, Zingiberales, Musaceae. Gene Ontology annotation, biological process: DNA repair; chromatin remodeling. The coding region runs from base 265 to 2763 and encodes 832 amino acids.